Amoebophrya sp. A120 is the source of this 4649-nucleotide messenger RNA. NCBI's taxonomy places the organism in Eukaryota, Dinophyceae, Syndiniales, Amoebophryaceae. The record is from the annotation of a GenBank genome assembly.
GUUUAGAUUUGCUGAGCAGUGCGGAUACAUACCUGAGGUACGUUUAGAUUUCAUUGCAAAUCAGACAAGAGGACGUACACAAAACUCUACUCAACUACGGUCAGGCAAAAAAUCAACUUCAACCCAAAACCUUCCUUAGCGGAAACUUUUUUUUGGUGAGAGAAGACAAUCAUCAAAAAUGCGUGAGUUGGUCCACAUCCAGGGAGGCCAGUGCGGCAACCAGAUCGGUGCCAAGUUCUGGGAGGUCAUCGCCGAUGAGCACGGUAUAUAGCUGUUUUUUCGUGCUUGUGAUCAACGUGUUGAACUCUAAUGUCUAUGCAGAACAUGAUAGAUGAGUUGGAGUUUGUGGUAGUUCGCUUUCGUGUGCCUCAUAUUACGCUGAGGUUGUCAUGCACAUCAAAUAGCAGCUGCAUUUUGGACACCGACUAGAAACAGUGCAAUUUAAAAAUUUCAACUUCGAAUGGUAAUCAUCACUUCACACAGGUAUUGACCCCACCGGUACCUACCAUGGUGACUCCGACUUGCAGUUGGAGCGCAUCAACGUGUACUUCAACGAGGCCACCGGUGGUCGCUACGUGCCCCGCGCCGUCCUGAUGGACUUGGAGCCGGGUACCAUGGACUCCGUGCGUGCCGGACCCUUCGGUCAGCUCUUCCGCCCGGACAACUUCGUGUUCGGUCAGACCGGUGCCGGUAACAACUGGGCCAAGGGUCACUACACCGAGGGUGCCGAGCUCAUCGACUCCGUGUUGGACGUUGUCCGGAAGGAGGCUGAGGGCUGCGACUGCCUCCAUAUGAAAUUGUUGGAAAGCGCGUGUCGGUUUAGAUUUGUAAGUGCGUGUUGUGUCAUGGUGAGUUUCCUCGAGUUGGUGACGUGCAUGUCGAAUUGAUCAGUUUCGAUCCGAGCGAACUGGUUGUGUUUGUGAUUUGAAGCUUUUGUCGCCAGGAAUAGGAUGCUUUUCGCUACGAACGUUGGUUGUGCAUGAGCGAUUUGAAUUUGCUUUCGGUCGGCAUGAUGGAAAAGUAAAGCAAAUCGAUCACAACGGACAAGCGCGUUUUUCCUUCCAUACCGCAGGGCUUCCAGCUGGUCCACUCCUUGGGUGGUGGUACCGGUUCCGGUAUGGGAACGCUCCUGAUCUCCAAGAUCCGUGAGGAGUACCCGGAUCGUAUCAUGUCCACCUACUCCGUGAUCCCGUCCCCGAAGGUGUCUGAUACCGUCGUCGAGCCGUACAACGCCGUGCUGUCCUUCCAUCAGCUCGUCGAGAACGCAGAUCAGGUCAUGAUGAUGGACAACGAGGCCCUGUACGACAUCUGCUUCCGUACCCUGAAGCUGACCACCCCGACCUACGGUGACUUGAACCACUUGGUGUCCGCCGCCAUGUCCGCCACCACCUGCUGCAUCCGGUUCCCGGGUCAGCUGAACUGCGACUUGCGCAAGGUCGCCGUCAACAUGAUCCCGGUAUAGAUAAUGGUUUUCUUUGUGUAAUUUAGACUGAGAGAUGAUGAUAAUGUUAACGCUGGACCGCACGGCCCAGAAAUGAUUUCAAAACAAUUUCAAACUACUUUCAAACUGGGGGGAUUUUCGAAAAUCAAAACUCCAAUGGCGCAGCCUACGUGCUAGCAGGCGCUGCGAUUUGGUCUUGAUGUUUCGAAGGAUUUGCUUCUUUUUCGCCAACUCUAGGCCGCUGUGGGCUGACUCCAGCGCAGGAGCUAGCGCGCCACUGUGUGCGUUGGUUCGCGCCGGAAUGCGUGGCAAUAUACCUGGGCCGGCAGUAGGUUGCAAUCGCUGGCCAACUCCACACUGUCUGCGGGUCGUAACUCCGAUCCGAAUGGCCGCAGGGUAGGCUCGCAGCUUCUAUGUGGCGCUGGGUUUCUCGGUUUCGGUAGGUGGGCGCCUGCGGGCGCCGCAGGAUUGUGCAGUGGUUCCUCCCGUGCCCCUUUUUUCGUCGCAAGGCAAGCUUGGGAGCGCCUUGUGACCGUCAAAAGUAGACGCUGCGCCCGGAGGAAAACCUCGUCAAGGGAAACAGGCCAGGCGGGCUUCGGGGUAGACGCUGAAGAGCCAGCGCGCGGGCGACUUGCCGGGGAGAAUUCCACUGCUUGGCGUUGCACUGGUCCGCGCGCCUGCCCAUGUAGGUUGCCGGUCUACCUGAGACGGAAGGGCAGAGGACGCACAUGGGACCGCGGCGGAGAUGGCCUCGCGGCCAUGCGCUACGUAGUCGGGGUCGCGCCGUCCAGGCGAAGGGCUGCUUGGAGCAUGCCGCAUCCUGUAGCGCGUGGCCGCUCUUCGGAGCAAUUUCGCGACGCCCGACAAGGGAAGGAGGAAGGCUGGAUGGGGUGGCUCCCUCGUUCAGAAAACACCACCGGGAGGUGAAACCUCCUGGACAGAAGAAAAUAAAAAGAGGGCUUGGCCAAGUUCAAAAAUAUCACCAAGGCAUUUCAAAACGCCAUCAGAAUUCUGUCAGAAUUCCGUUCCUCGAUGGGUAUCUUGGUUCUGACGGAAUUCUGACGGAAUCUGACGGAAUUCUGACGGCAUUUUGAAUAUCGUCUUGAUGGAGUUUUGAAAUUGGCCAAAAUGCUUGAUGACGUUUUGAAAUUGGCCAAAAUGCUUGAUGACGUUUUGAAAUUGGCCAAAAUGCUUGAUGACGUUUUGAAAUUGGCCAAAAUGCUUGAUGACGUUUUGAAAUUGGCCAAAAUGCUUGAUGGGAUUUUGAAAUCGUGUGAGAUGGCCGAUGGCGUUUUGAAAUCAGCGAAGGGCGCUGAUGGGCUUCGGAAUUUCCGAAGGGCAGCCGUCGGCCAUUCGAUGGGGCCUCGCGUACCGGUGUGCGAAGCGGUUCAUCGGGCAGGGGCGUGCAGCUCUUCGCCAGUGGAGAUGCCGAUUGCCGCGAAGCCCCGCAGCCCACUGAUUGUCAACGAGCCGCGCCGGGGUGCCCUUGGCGCAGGCAUUACCUGCCGGCGCCGGUAUUCUUGGGAGAGGUGCCGCGCCUGCCCGAUUCGUAUCGCCCGUGCCGAUCUGGGGUGGGCGUGGGCGCCCCGUGUCUUGUUGCCCAUGGCGCAGUGUCUGUGCCUGUAUGAGGUUGCCAAACCGGGAUGGCAGCCAGGCGCCCGGCGCCCAUUAUUUGACUGCGCCACCCCUGCGUGCGGGAGGUUUGCUCCGCCAGUAUAAAUCGCUCGGAUCGAGUACUGGCACAUAUUGCAAAGGCCGGCGCCGCUCCGAGUGUGGGGCCCCGUGCGGAAAGGCCACAUCAGAUGCGCGGACCCCGACACUCAUGGCCGCGGGCAGCCCGUCGGUAGGCCCGGCAGCUCCUUGGCGGGCUUUUGGCAUUCCCGCUGUAGUCAAGUUUGUGGGUCUGUAGGCAAUGAAAAAUCGCAUACCGCGGAGGCCCGCGGGGUUGCCACAGCAUGAAAAUGCUGGAAUUUUGAAAUUCGUUUGAAAUUGGUUUGAAUUAGAAUUACAGCCCGCGCAGUCUAGAGUUAAUGAUAAUGAUUCCAUAUCAGACCUAGGAGCGAGCGUGAAGAACGCACGAUUGCUUUCUUGUUCAAAAAUUGGAGAGAUUGCUAGCAACGUGGAAUUAACAAGACAACGCACGCAGCUUGCGUUCUGCUACUUUCACCUUUCAAUCAUCAUCAAAAAUCAAUGAAAAUACAGUUCCCGCGUCUGCACUUCUUCAUGACCGGGUUCUCUCCGUUGACCUCCCGUGGUUCCCAGCAGUACCGUGCCCUGACGGUCCCCGAGCUGACCCAGCAGAUGUUCGACGCCAAGAACAUGAUGUGCGCCGCGGACCCGCGUCACGGACGCUACCUGACCGCCUGCGCCCUGUUCCGUGGCCGCAUGUCCACCAAGGAGGUCGAUGAGCAGAUGUUGAACGUGCAGAACAAGAACUCGUCCUACUUCGUCGAGUGGAUCCCGAACAACAUCAAGUCCUCCGUGUGCGACAUCCCGCCGAAGGGUCUGAAGAUGGCCGUCGGCUUCUUGGGCAACUCCACCGCCAUCCAGGAGAUGUUCAAACGCGUCGCCGAGUACUUCACCGGCAUGUUCCGCCGCAAGGCCUUCCUGCACUGGUACACCGGUGAGGGUAUGGACGAGAUGGAGUUUACCGAGGCUGAGUCCAACAUGAACGACUUGGUGUCCGAGUACCAGCAGUACCAGGACGCCACCGCCGAGGAGGAGGGUGAAUUCGACGAAGAGGAGGGUGAGUACGACAUGGAGCCGAUGUAAGUGUCAAAGAUCACCAACUUGAAGUUGAAACGACAACAUUAAAACUCAUUUGAAAUAGCGUGAAAAUAGUAUCACUUCAAAAUCUCGGUCUGCCGUUUUAUACUCUUCUGUCUGAUGCUCUGAUCUAACAAGUAGGUUGUGUCAACUUUAACUUGAUUUCAACAUCCCCUGGAAAAGGUGGUUGAGAGGGAGGUCUUGUAGAAUUUGAAUUUCGAUACCCACGUUAUGUAGAAGAGACGGUAUGUUGCGAAAAAACUGUUUGCUCAAAGAAGCAGCAUAGACAAAGAAGUCUAGUUGUAGAGCAAAAGUUAAAAUAAAGUAGAGCCAGACUGUGUAGGGCGCACUUUGUGACGAAACUCAGUACGUGUCGUGCGUUCCACUUCUGACCUACCUGAGACAGAACUUCCAGGCCUUGGUACUGUGUAUACAUUUUCGG